Messenger RNA from Thlaspi arvense, 2255 nucleotides. Lineage: Eukaryota; Viridiplantae; Streptophyta; Magnoliopsida; Brassicales; Brassicaceae. The record is from the annotation of a GenBank genome assembly.
AUUAUUGUGGAUUUUCAACCGUUUUGAUCGAUCAUGCCGGGUUCGCUUUGUUUCCACUGAGCUUGCUUUCCAUGGCGACUAUAAACAAUUCUUCUUUCUCCCACACCAUUUCACUAACCGAGUUUAUAAAAUCGAAUCUUCUCUUCUUCUUAACCCACGAAGAGUUUAUGAUCCGGAGACUCUACAGAUCUUCUGCAGCAUAAUCGAUGGCGCAUUUUAGUUUGAGCUCGUCUCUGAUUUUUCGGAUUUACGCUCUUUUGCUGCUAAUCAAUGUCUCCCUCGCCAAAACGCUACAGCGAGACGUGAAAGCGUUGAAUGAGAUAAAAGGUUUGGUGGGAUGGAGAGUGGUGUACUCUUGGGUCGGAGAUGAUCCUUGCGGCGAUGGACAUUUGCCUCCUUGGUCCGGUGUUACUUGCUCCACCGUCGGCAAAUACCGUGUCGUCACCAAGCUAGAAGUGUUUGCAAUGUCGAUAGUGGGGACUUUCCCAACGGCUGUAACGAGACUCUUAGAUCUCACUGUUCUGGAUCUGCACAACAACAAAUUGACUGGCCCUAUUCCUCCACAAAUUGGGAGGCUUAAGCACCUUAAGUCACUAAAUUUGAGGUGGAACAAGCUUCAACAUGCCCUGCCCCCUGAAAUUGGUGGACUGAAGAGUCUAACUUUUCUGUACCUGAGCUUUAACAAUUUCAAAGGAGAAAUCCCCAAAGAACUUGCAAAUCUCAAGGAGCUCCAGUACCUACAUUUUCAAGAGAACCAUUUCACUGGGCGUAUUCCAGCAGAGCUAGGAAAAUUACAAAAGCUUCGCCACAUGGAUUUUGGCAGCAAUCACUUAGUGGGGAAUAUAAAAGAUCUUAUACGCAUAGAAGGAUGCUUUCCAGCUCUUAGAAACCUGUUUCUAAACAAUAAUUACUUCACUGGAGGACUCCCAAACAAGCUAGCAAAUCUAACAAACUUAGAGAUCUUGUACUUAUCUUACAACAAUAUGACUGGAACAAUACCCUCUGCACUUGCCAAUUUACCAAGACUAACUUACUUGCACUUGGACCAUAAUCAAUUCACUGGAGGAAUCCCUGAUGCUUUUUACAAGCACCCGAUCCUAAAGGAUAUGUACAUAGAAGGGAACGCGUUCAAAACAGACGUGAAGGCGAUUGGUGCACAUAAAGUCCUCGAACUUUCUGACACAGACUUCAUCUUUGAAAUGGAUAGCUUGAUCAAGCAAACAAGGAGGAAGCAUCCAACUGCCCAGGGAAAAACUGGUGAGGUUGGUAGCUCCACUAGAGAGAAGAAAGUGCCAGCAAGGAAGUCUGUUUCAUUCAAAGAAGAUAAGAAGAAGCCCUCAAACUGGUUACAGAAGCAGUUCUCGAGGCAAAUGAGCGACCAAAGCUAUGACCCGAUCAGCGACAUGGACCACGCAGCUGCAGUUGCAGCCACUGCUUAUGCCAUAACCACUUUUGAAGAAACUUGGCUAGAGAGUUAUCAUAAUGGCCUUGAACAUGGAGCGUCUUUGUCAAGGAGCAAGAGCAGAAAAGAAGAUGAGUUUCCUUUAGAGGAACCGAGAAGCUUAUCAAGAAGAUUCUCAGGACAACUUUCAUUUUUUGAACCAGAGCUAAAUGAUAACAAACUUCCAACGCUGAAGUCUCCAGUGAGAAAGUCGCCGUCGGUCAAAAAGACUCCGACGUUUUCCAUGAACUUGAGAGGUGGUCACACCAAAGAGAGUGAAGACUCAGGGGAGAGACAUGAAAGACAAAGAAAACCAAUAAUUUCUGAACCGACAGCUCCGAUUCGGAUUCAACCACCGGUCAGGACACGAUCAGAACGUCGUGCUCCACCACCACCGCCUCCUCCUCCUCCUCCAUCACCUCCGCCUCUACGGCUUCCACCUAGGGAGAUCACAAGGCAGAGUUCUGGUCAUGCUAGUCGAAAAGAUGAUUCUACAGCUGAUGCUUGGGAAAAAGCUGAACUAGCUAAGAUCAAAGCAAGGUACGAGAAGUUAAACAGAAAGAUCGAUUUGUGGGAAGCGAAGAAGAGGGACAAAGCUCGAAGGAAGCUGGACAAAUCUGAGAGCGAACUAGAACAGAGGAGGAAGAGAGGUUUGCAGAGAUUUAGGGAUGACACGGAAUACAUCGAGCAUAUUGCUGCCGGAGCAAGAGCUCAGGCGGAGAAACAAAGGCAGAACGAAGAGUUGAAGGUGAAGGAGAAAGCCGGAAUUGUCCGUAGGACCGGUAAACUCCCUGGAAAAGCAUGUCUCUGUUUC